ACGAGUUUCUUCUUCUUCGCUGCGUCUACCAUCUGCAAAAUCGACGACGUGCUCAGCCAGCGAUUUCCAGCUUAUCGUUUCCAGACAUCUAAAAAUGGCUUUCUGCACCAAACUCGGCGGUCACUUGAAACAUGGAAAUGUUCAAGUGACAUCAAUGCUCGGUUCUCUCCGCUACAUGUCCACAAAACUUUUCAUUGGUGGUCUAUCACCCGGAACUGACGACCAGUCCUUGAAGGACGCUUUCUCUAGCUUCAAUGGAGUGACAGAGGCAAGAGUCAUGACAAACAAAUUGACUGGAAGGUCGAGGGGUUAUGGAUUUGUUAAUUUCAUGAGUGAGGAUUCUGCCAAAUCUGCUAUUUCAGCUAUGGAUGGACAGGACUUGAAUGGGUUUAACAUCCGUGUGAACGCUGCAAAAGAAUGGCCAAGUUUGCCAUUGUCUUUGGAUGAAGGUAUAGAAGAUGAGAAGAGAGGCAAUAAGAUUGUGAGCCGAUCUGUAUGGAAAGAUCCAUUCGUUGAUGCGUUCUUGAUGAAGAAGAAAAACGCAGCACUGAACAGGAAAAUAUGGUCACGGAGAUCGACAAUUCUGCCAGAGUAUGUUGAUUCGUCUGUGAGAAUCUACAAUGGCAAGACUCAUGUGCGUUGUAAGAUCACAGAAGGAAAAGUUGGGCAUAAAUUUGGAGAGUUUGCGUUUACAAGAAAAGUGACGAAGCAUCCUAGAGGAAAGUAAGUGUAAUGCAUUAAGUUUUUUGAGGAUGAAUGUGUCAGCUUGAGAUAGA
Molecule: messenger RNA, 776 nt
Organism: Eutrema salsugineum
Lineage: Eukaryota; Viridiplantae; Streptophyta; Magnoliopsida; Brassicales; Brassicaceae
Product: 40S ribosomal protein S19, mitochondrial
Exons: 5
Coding region: 95-727 (210 amino acids)
Biological process (GO): translation
Cellular component (GO): ribosome; small ribosomal subunit
Molecular function (GO): structural constituent of ribosome; mRNA binding
Source: RefSeq, a predicted model, not a curated record